CAAGUAGGAAAGAAAUAUUUAGAUUGGUCUUUAAUUAUUGAGAUUCUAAUACCGCCACAUUUCUACUACCAAAAUCGUUGAUCUGAAAACUUACCCUCAUACAACGAUCGAAAAAGAAAAUUUCAGACGUACAUAGGAAAGAGGUUUCUUCCUCUUGUAAACCCAAUCUUUCAUAUUUGCUUCUUUACAAUCUCUGUAUCUUUCUUUCUCUUAGAGCUCAAAGUAAGGCAUUUCUGACGCAAAGUCGUUUCUCUCGUUUCAUUUACUUUCUUUGCGAACCGAACCUAGCAAGUCCUAAUCAAAGGCUUUUUGUUUGAGAAGUUUUCCUUUUUUUAAAGUUUCCUCUAUAAUAUGUCUUCGAAUUAUCCAAAGUGUGUCGUUUUUGAUUUAGAUUAUACAUUGUGGCCUCUAUGGAUUGAUACUCAUGUCACUCCACCAUUUCGGGCAUCGAAAAAUAAUCCUCAAGUCAUUCUCGAUCGGUAUGGGACCGACAUAUCUUUUUAUAAAAAUGUAACGGAUAUCCUUCAACAAUUAAAAGAUGCCCAAGUAAAGCUUUGCAUCGCAAGUCGAACCCACGCUCCUAAAUUUGCGUACCAAGUAUUAAACCUGAUGCGGGUUCCAAUUGAUGGUGAAUUGCAACCGGCUUCUAAGUUCUUUACCAACAUUAAAGCAUUUCCUGCAACCAAAAUCGAUCAUUUCGAGCAGCUCCAUAAAGAAACUGGAAUAAGCUACAAGGAUAUGCUUUUUUUUGAUGAUGAAGGUCGUAACCGAGUUGUAGAAUCUUUGGGCGUUACCUUCUGUUUAGUACCCGAUGGCCUUAAUCGUGCUUCUUUUGAAGAAGGCAUUAGAAAAUGGCAAAAAAAUAGAAAAUAACUUGAAAUAGCCUAUCUGAAUGAUAUUUAUU
Messenger RNA from Schizosaccharomyces cryophilus OY26, 904 nucleotides. RefSeq names its product acid phosphatase. Lineage: Eukaryota; Fungi; Ascomycota; Schizosaccharomycetes; Schizosaccharomycetales; Schizosaccharomycetaceae. Gene Ontology annotation, molecular function: acid phosphatase activity. The transcript has 3 exons. The record is from RefSeq and is a predicted model, not a curated record. The coding region runs from base 352 to 873 and encodes 173 amino acids.